CCCUCCCCCUUUCCAUUCACAUCAAGAUUCAUUUUCAACUCUCUUUAUAUACAGAAGAUCAGUUUAGUAUACAUUAAGUAAAGAUUUCAACAGUUUGCACCCACAUAGAAACACAAAGUGAAAAAUACUGUUUGAGUACUAGUUAUAGCAUUAAAUCACAAUGUACAGCACAUUGAGGACAGAGAUCCUACAUGAGGAGCAAGUGCACAGUGACUCCUGUUGUUGACUUAACAAAUUGACACUCUUGUUUAUGGCAUAAGUAAUCACCCUAGGCUCUUGUCACACAUCUGAUCAUAUUUAGACAAGGUCAUAGUCAAAGUGGAAGUUCUCUCCUCCCUUCAGAGAAAGGUACCUCCUUCUUUGAAGACCUGUUCCUUUCACUGGGAUCUCACUUGUGGAGAUCUUUCAUAUAGGGUGUAGGUUUUUUUUUUUUUUUUUUUUGCCAGAGUGUUUUGGCUUUCCAUGCCUGUAAUACUCUCAUAGGCUUUUCAGCCAGAUCCGCGUGCCUUAAGGGCUGAUAAUGAGGCCAGAGUGCUGUUUAGACAUCUGCCAUUCUAUGGGUCUGCUGUGUAUCUCGCUUCCCAUGUUGGAUCAUUCUCUCCCUUUUUAUUCUAUCAGCGAGUAUUUGCAGACACUAGUCUUGUUUAUGUGCUCCCUUUGGUCUUAGUCCUAUCAUUAUGAUCAAUUGUGAACAGAAAUUGAUCACCAGGACUAAUCAGAUGGCAUUGGUACAUGCCACCUUGAUGGGAUUGAAUUGGAAUCCCCUGGUAUGUUUCUAACUCUACCAUUUGAGGUAAGUCAGCUUGAGCAUGUCCCGAAUUGCACAACUCUUCCCUCUCUUACUCCCACUCUUGUAUUUAACAGGGAUCACUUUUCAGUUAAGUUUCAACACUUGAGAAUAACUGUGUAUUGAUUACAGUAUUCAACCAAAAGUAUUAAGUAGAACAACUAAACAAAAAAAUACUAAGAGGGAUAACGUAUUAAGUUGUUCAUCAACAGUCAGGGCAAGGGUUGAUCAAGUCACCGUUUCUCAUAGUGUUCAUUUCACUUUAACAGGUUUCCUUUUUGGUGCUCAGUAAGUUGUCACCAAUCAGGGAGAACAUAUGGUAUUUGUCCCUUUGGGACUGGCUUAUUUCACUCAGCAUAAUGCUUUCCAUAUUCCUAACAGGCAUCACUUUUCAGUUAAAAUUUAAAACCUAAGAAUAAUUGUGUGUUAAUUACAGAGUUCAACCAAUAGUACUAGAACAAAAAAAAUACUAAAAUGGAUGAAGUAUUACAUCGUACAUCAACAGUCAGGACAAGAGCUGAUCAGGUCACUGAUUCUCAUAGUGUCCAUUUCACUUCAACAAGUUUCCCCUUUGGUGCUCAUUUAGUUGUCGCCGAUCAGGGAGAACAUAUGAUAUUUGUCCCUUUGGGACUGGCUUAUUUCACUCAGCAUGAUGUUUCCCAGAUUCCUCAAUCUUGUUGCAAAUAACCGGAUUUCGUUGUUUUUUACUGCUGUAUAGUAUUCUAUAGAGUACAUGUCCCAUAAUUUCUUUAUCAAGUCUACUGUUGAUGGGCAUUUGGGUUGGCUCCAGGUCUUAGCUAUUGUGAAUUGAGCUGCAAUAAACAUUAAGGUGCAGACAGCUUGUUUGUUUGCCAAUUUCAUUUCCUUUGGGUAAAUUCCAAAGAGUGGGAUGGCUGGGUUGAAUGGUAGGGUUAUAUUCAGAUUUCUGAGGAAUCUCCAGACUGACUUCCAUAGUGGCUUAACCAGUUUGCAUUCCCACCAACAGUGGGUUAGUGUCCCUUUUUCCCCACAUCCUCUGCAGCAUCUGUUGUUGGUAGAUUUCUGCAUGUGAGCCAUUCUCACCGGGGUGAGGUGAAACCUCAUUGUGGUUUUGAUUUGCAUUUCCCUGAUUGCUCGUGAUCUUGAACAUUUUUUCAUGUGUCUGUUGGCCAUUUGGAUUUCCUCUUUUGAAAAAUGUCUCUUGAGGUCCUUGGCCCAUCUCUUAAGCGGGUUGUUUGUUUUGAUGUUGUGGAGUUUCUUGAUCUCUUUGUAGAUUCUGGUUAUCAACCCUUUAUCUGUUGCAUAGUUUGCAGAUAUUUUUUCCCAUUCUGUUGGUGGCCUCUUCACUUUCCUGACUGUUUCUUUUGCAGUACAGAAACUUCUCAAUUUGAUGCAAUCCCAAAUGUUAAUUUUGGUUUUGACUGUUAAAGAAGUCUUUGCAUGUACCUAUAUCUUGCAGGGUUUUUCCAAUGCUCUCUAGUAAUUUGAUGGUAUCGGGUCGUAGAUUUAAGUCUUUAAUCCAUGUUGAGUGAAUUUUUGUGUAAGGUGAAAGGUAGGGGUCUUGCUUCAUGAUUCUGCACGUGGAAAUCCAAUUUUCCCAGCACCAUUUAUUGAAUAGACUGUCCUUACUCCAGGGAUUGGUUUUAGAUCCUUGAUCAAAUAUGAGUUGGCUGUAGAUGUUUGGAUUGAUUUCUGGUGUCUCUAUUCUGUUCCAUUGGUCUAUCCAUCUGUCUGUACCAGUACCGUGCUGUUUUGAUAACAACUGCCCUGUAUUAUGUCCUUAAAUCUGGUAUUCUUAUGCCUCUGGCUUUGUUUUUGUUGUACAAGAUUGCUUUAGCUAUUCGAGGUCUCCUGUGUCUCCACAUGAAUUUCAGCAUCAUUUUUUCCAGAUCUGAGAAGAAGGUCUUUGGUAUCUUGAUUGGUAUCACAUUGAAUCUGUAAAUUGCUUUUGGGAGAAUGGACAUUUUGAUGAUAUUGAUUCUUCCAAUCCAUGAGCAUGGAAGAUUUUUCCAUUUCUUGGUAUCCUCUUCUAUUUCUUUCUUUAAGGUUUUGUAAUUUUCAUCGUAGAGUUCUUUAACGUCCUUGGUUAAGUUUAUUCCAAAGUAUUUGAUUGUUUUUGUAGCUAUUGUGAAUGGGAUUGAUCUUAGAAGUUCUUUCUCAGCAUGGUAUUGCCUGUGUAUACAAAGGAUGUUGAUUUUUGUGCAUUGAUUUUAUACCCUGCUACUUUGACAAACUCUUCUAUGAGUUCCAAUAGUCUCUUUGUAGAGUUCUUUGGGUCCCCUAAAUAAAGAAACAUAUCAUAUGCAAAGAGGGAUAGUUUGAGUUCUUCCUUCCCCAUUUGUAUCCCUUUAAUUUCUUUUUCUUGCUUAAUAGCUCUGGCUAGAACUUCCAGAACUAUAUUGAAUAGCAGUGGUGAGAGUGGGCAUCCCUGUCUGGUACCAGAUCUCAGUGGAAAUGCUUCCAACUUUUCCCCAUUCAAUAUGAUGUUGGCCUUGGGUUUUUCAUAAAUUGCUUUGAUUAUAUUGAGGAAUGUUCCUUCCAUACCCAGUUUACUUAGAGUUUUCAUCAUGAAAGAGUGUUGUAUUUGAUCAGAUGCUUUCUCGGUGUCUAUUGAGAUAAUCAUAUGGUUUUUCUUCUGCAGUCUGUUAAUGUGGUUUAUCACAUUGAUUGUUUUGCGCACAUUAAACCAUCCCUGCAUACCAGGGAUAAAUCCCACUUGGUCUGGGUGGAUGAUCUUUCUGAUGUGUUGUUGCAUUCUAUUGGCCAGAAUUUUAUUGAGGAUUUUUGCAUCUAUGUUCAUCAGGGAUAUUGGUCUGUAAUUCUCUUUCAAUGCUGCAUCUUUUUCUGGCUUAGGAAUUAAGGUGAUGCUGGCUUCAUGGAAAGAAUUUGGAAGGAUUCCCUCUUUUUCGAUUGUUCUGAAUAGUUUGAGAAGAAUUGGAGUCAGUUCUUUAAAUGUCUGGUAGAAUUCAGCAGUGAAUCCAUCUGGUCCUGGGCUUUUCUUUGUUGGGAGGGCCUUUAUUACUGUUUCAAUUUCUGUCUCAGUUAUGGGUCUGUUUAGGUUUUCGAUGUCUUCCUGGUUCAAUUUAGGUAGGUUGCAUGUGGCCAGGAAUCUAUCGUUUCUGAUAGGUUUCCCUGUUUACCUGCAUACAGGUCCUUGUAGUAAUUUCUGAUGAUUCUUUUUAUUUCUGUGGUGUCUGUUGUUACAUUUCCUUUUUCAUCUCUGAUUUUAUUGAUUUGGGUCUUUUCUCUUCUUAUUUUAGUUAGUUGGGCCAAUGGGGUGUCAAUUUUGUUUAUUUUUUCAAAAAACCAGCUCCUUGUUUGGCUGAUUUUUUGUAAUGUUUUUUUGGAUUCAUUCCUGUUGAUUUCUUCUCUGAUUUUAAUUAUUUCUCUUCUCCGACUAGAUUUGGGUCUGGUUUGCUGCAGAUUUUCUAGAUCCUUGAGAUGCAGUGAAAGCUCAUCUAUUUGGUGCCUUUCCAAUUUCUUGAUGUAGGCACCUAUUGAUAUAAACUUUCCUCUUAACACUGCUUUUGCUGCAUCCCAUAAGUUUUGGUAUGUUUUGCUGUUAUCCUCAUUUACUUCCAGAAAAUUUUUGAUUUCUCUUUUGAUUUCUUCUAUGACCCAUUGUUCAUUCAGGAGCAUGUUGUUCAGUCUCCAUGUGUUUGCAUACUUUCUGGGGUUUCCUGAGUUGCUAAUUUCCAACUUCAUUGCUUUAUGGCCUGAGAAGCUGCAUGGUAUGAUUCUAAUUCUUUUUAAUUUUCUGAGACUUGCUUUAUGGCCUAGUAUGUGGUCAAACCUUGAGAAGGUUCCAUGUACUGCUGAGAAGAAUGUAAAUGCUUUCUGUGUAGGAUGAAAAGUUCUGUAUAUAUCUGUUAGAUCCAUUUGGGCUAUAGUGUCGUUUAAAUCUACUGUAUCCUUGUUGAUCUUCUGUCCAGAUGAUCUGUCUAUUUCUGAGAGUGGAGUAUUGAAGUCCCCCAGUACUAUUGUAUUGGGGUCUAAGUCUCCCUUUAAGUCCAUUAACAAAUCUUUUAGAUAAACCGGUGCCCUGUAAUUAGGUGCAUAUACAUUGAUAAUUGUUAUAUCUUCCUGUUGAAUUGAUCCCUUAAUCAUUAUAUAGUGCCCCUCUCUGUCUCUCUUAACAGUUUUUGUAUUGAAGUUUAUGUUGUCUGAUAUUAAGAUGGCUACGCCUGUUCUUUUUUCAUUUCUGUUGGCAUGGUAUAUAUUUUUCCAGCAGCUGGGCUUCCAGCCGGUGGGCGACCUUGCUCUCCCCUGAGGUCCUCCAAGUCACAGCCUCUAGAUCCGGAAGAGUUUCCUCUGCAGUUUUUCCCUGAUCCUUUUCCUGAGGCUACCGUAACUCCACUUUUAUUAAACUAUCUUUUCCCGGACUGUCGGUGCGUGCCCUCGCUAUUCCGCCAUCUUGGCUCCGCCCCCCUUAUUUAAAAAACUUAAAUGCUUUGGAGUAAAUUUAAACAAGGAUUUGAAAGAUCUAUUACAAAACAUUAAAGCAAGGAAUAGAAAAAGACACAAAAAAAUGAACAAGUGUUCCACUUCAUAGAUUGGAAGAAUCAAUAUCAUCAAAAUGUCCAUACUACCAAAAGCAAUUUACAGAUCCAAUGCCAUCCCAAUUAAAAUACCAAUGACAUGCUUCUCAGAUAUAGAAAAAAUACUAAAAUUCUAUGGAAACACAAGAGUCUCCAAUUGCUAAAGGAAUUUUAAACAACAUAAACAAAGCUAGAUGGAUUAUAACACCACACUUCAAGUUAAGAAAUGGGCAAAGGGCUUUAGUAGGCAUUUUUUCAAAAGAAGAAAUUCAAAUUAUCAACAGACACAUGAACAAAAGCUCAGGAUUACUAGCCAUCAGGAAAAUGCAAAUCAAAACCACAAUGAGAUUUCACCUCAUUCCAAUUAGAAUGGCUCUCAUAAAGAAGUCAACAAACAAUAAAUGCUGAUGAGAAUGUUGGGGGAAAUGUACCCUAAUCCACUGUUGGUGGGAAUGUAAAAUAGUAUGCCAUUGUGGAAGAUAGAAUGGAAAUACCUCAGGAAACUGGAAAUACCACAUGACCCAUCAAUCCCAUUCCUGGGAAUUUACCCAAGGGAAAUCAAAUCAGCAUUUGAAGAGUUAUCUGCAACCCAAUGUUCAUUGCAGCUAAAUUCACUACAGCUAAGAUAUAAAAUCAAUCCAGAUGUCCAUCCACUAAUGACUUGAUAAAGAAAUUGUGUGUGUGCGUGUGUGUUUGUGUGUGUGUGUGAAUAGUAUGGAACGCUACUCAGCCAUAAAAAAAGUAUGAAAUGCUGUCAUUUGCAACAAAAAGGGGGCAACCAGAAACCUUUAUACUUAGUUCAAUAAAGCCAGUCCCAACAAGACAGAUACCAUAUGUUUUCCCUGAUCUGAGGUAACUAAGAGUAGCCCAAAUGUAAUGUAUAGGAGUAAAAUUGACCUUUUGAGCUCCAAUGAUUGUUUCCCAUCCUUGUCUCUACUGUUGAGGAGUAGUGUUUUUUUCUCCAUACUAUUUGUUGAACUCAUUACUUAGUGUCAGGUUAAUUUUAUGAGUAAACUGAAAGUAGAUCAUUGUAAAAAUUGAGCAGGAAUAGGAGAGGAAUUAGAAGGAAGUGUGGGAGUGGGAGUGGUUGUGGGAUGGAGGAUAGGGUGGGAAGCAUCACUGUUCCUAAAUCUGCACACAUUAAGUACAUGAACUUUGUAUACAUUAAAUAAAUUUUUAAAACAUAAAAUAUGAGUGUGUUAGAAUCAGCACCUUUCAGAACUAACAAAUUGGGGCCAGUGUAGUGGUGUAUUGAGUAAAAGUUGCCUCCUGUGAGCCAGCCAUCCCAUGUUGGUGCCAGUUCAUGUCCCAGCUGCUCCACUUCUAAUCCAGCUCCAUGCUAAUGGCCUGGGAAAAGUAACUGAAGAUGGCUCAAGUCCUUGGGUCCCUGCCCCAGGUGCAAGACCCAGAUAAAAUUUAUGGCUCCUGGAUUCGACUUGGCACAGUCCUGGCCAUUGCAGCCAUUUGGGGGAGUGAACCAGCAGAAGGAAGACCUUUUUGUCUGUCUCUCCCUCUCACUGUAACUCUACCUCUCAAAUAAAUAAAUAAAAUCUUAAAAAAAAAAAAAAAAAGGAAGAAAAGAAAGUGUAGUCCUGGCAGAGGGGACAGGAAGAGGUGCUUGAGUCUCAUACAAGGGCUUCCACCAUCCCACACUCCCAGUCAAGAAGCAGUGAGCAGCAGAAGAGACUGAAAUUUUGGGGAUGUUUUUGGUACCCAAUGGGAGUGUUACAUGUAAUGUACAGUGAAAAUGGAAGACUCUGGCCAGGAUCUCAUUUACGAGAGCUGCCAAUAGAGAAGCUGCCAUGUCAUGAUUUAGACCCCAGCUAGUUAAGCCUCUCUGGUGAGGAGCUCAGAGAGCGUUCAGUUCUUCUUACUCAGGUAGGUGUUCACUAUCCAUCAUCUGAACUUCAAUCUACCUCCCCUGCAACUUCUUACAGAGAGAGCAUGCUCCCACCAGUCUCCUUGUCAAUAACGUUUGGUUCCUGUAAUUUUAACAUGAUAAUGAAAUAAUUUUGAUGCCAAAAAACUGAAAUCCAUGCCUAUCAAGGGCUCUUCAAAAUAUUCAUGGAAAAUUAUGACAAAGCUAUGCAUAGGUUUAAAAGUGAUUUUCACCAAAAUAACUGCACCUAUUCCAUUUUUCAUGAAUUCUUAAAGUCCCUCUGUAUGCUGAUGUCUGUUUAGUGCAUAAAUCUCCUGUGAGUCAUGCCAAUGGGUAGACUGACACAUGGGAUAUUUGUUUGCCUGAACCUUAAAACUAAGUGACCCAGGGUCGGUGCCGUGGCUCACUUCGUUAAUCCUCCACCUGCGGCGCCGGCAUCCCAUAUAGGUUCCGGGUUCUAGUUCUGGUUGCUCCUCUUCCAGUCAAGCUCUCUGUUGUGGCCUGGGAAGGCAGUGAAGGAUGGCCCAAGUGCUUGGGCCCCUGUACCCAUAUGGGAGACCAGAAGGAAGCACCUGGCUCCUGGCUUUGGAUCAGCAUAGCUCCAGCCAUAGUGGCCAUUUGGGGGGUGAACCAAUGGAAGGAAGACCUUUCUCUCUGUCUCUCUCUCACACUGUCUAAACUCUGUCAAAUAAAUUAAAAAAAAAAAACUAAGUGACCCAGGAGCCCAGCUCAGCUGAUGUCUCUCUGUUGCAGGGGGGCCUGUAUGGCACCCAAGGAGCCCCCUGUGAGAGCCCUGCCUCCUCUGACCACAGGGAAGCAACUGGUACAGAGUGGAGAUGAAGGACAGAACAGGAGCAGGAGGGUGUGUGGUGGCAGAUGGGUGGCUCUUGGCUAGGAGCCUGGCAGCCCUGACCCCAGCCGGCUGCAGAUCCCCAGGCACAGGGACACAUGCAUAUUAGCCUCAGUGUCCCCAGUGCUUGUGACACCACAUGGUCCAGCAACCAGAGGACUGGGGAGCCCUGUGGGUUUCAGUUGGUGAUCUGUCUGGCUUCUACCAGGUGUCCAGUAUUGUUGGGGGCCAAAGUACGAACACCCACUCCAAUCCUGACCUUCAGAGCAUCCUGGAACUGAACAUAGAAGGGAUGGCUGCACGUGGGAGGGAGAAGGAAAAGUGGGACACCUGCUAUGGCUGUGCCAUUUCAAGGGCUGCCCAGGAAGCCCUCUCUCUGCCACCUCCAGGAGAGGUUCUAGAGGGAGUGGCAAGUGAUGUGUGGAGCGCUCAGGGUGGUGAUCACGCAGCUGUUCACGGUUUUGGUGGGGCCUCCUGGGGAGAGGUACAUAGGAAGCAGUGUGUGACAUGGUGGCUACCACUGUGGUCCCAGUGCUGAGGUGAGGUCAGAGCUUGAGAGCAGGGAGCCUGCUGAAAGGUGAAGGGGAAAUGGCAGACAGGAGGUGGCAACCUGGGGACCAUGUGGGGUGUGGGGCUGAGUGUCCUCACCACUGGGUGAAGCCUCAGUGUCCCCAGAAAGAGGAGGCCUUGGCAACCCCUGGGGUCCUCUCUGUGUGAGGAGCAGGUGGUGUCUCCCCAGCCAUGAGGCCAAGAGCUGGGACCUAGGCUGGGGAUGUGUCUAGGAACAUGGCCAGGACCUAGGCUGAUGGGGGUUCACAGGGGGCAUCCCUAGGAAUUGGUUUGGGGGAGGGCAAGAGAGGCUGCAGCCACAGGUGUGUCCCAAACCCCCUUGCAUCCACUCCAGUAUGCAGGAUGGAUGGAAGAGGUGGAGACAACAGACAGGAAGGGCCCCAUGUGACACUCUGGGGGACAGGAGCAAUGCCUCAGUGCAGGUUCACCUGCCUCCCUCCUGGGCUUCUUCCACCCCAUGCCUGGUGGGCAGGGCUGGCUCACCAUGUUGCCAUGUGAGCCUCCUGGCCACAGAAGCACAGCAUGGGUGCUGUGAGGGAGACAUGGGCUCUGAGAGGUGUGUAUUCUGCCCUACUGGGCACAUCCUGCCUGACACGCUGCCUGUGUCUACCCAGCAGGAUGAGCUUCCCCACAGCUGUGUCCUUGGCCCUCCUUGGAGAGCCCGGGAAUUAAACAAUAGCUGCCUAGCUCCUUGCACCAAUGCCAGGUUUCCACAGGCAGAAUGGCUGCAAGAUACCGAGACUGACUUUGUCUCAUGGACGCCCCCGUGUGGCCCUGGGAGCUGCAUUCCCCACCCCCGCCCCCACCUCCAGUUCCAAUCCUGCUUGUCCCCACCCCUGUCCUGUGCAAAACUCAUAUUUUGCUCUGUGUCCACCUGGAUGGGAUUUGGGGACAUGGUCUAGUGACACAGGUCCUGGUUCUCUCUGCAGUGCCUGGGACAGCAUUGCCUUGAGCUGCGCCUGGGAGCUGCCUGCAGGCUCUGCCUGAGUCCAUAGAGCAGGGCAGAGGGAGAGGACGAGGUCCCAGCAGCAUCCCUCCCUCCUCCCCUCUCUCCUGCCUGCUCCACUGGGGAUGCCCUCGCUGGCUCCUUGCAGCCAUCCCUGAGGCCUGCCCAUGGUAAGGCUUUGUGGGCCAAACUGGACAGGCAGCAGAAAAUGAACCAGGAACUGAGUAGAAGAUUUCUUAAAAGGUCUCCCAUGUCCCCAGGAGUUGGGCCUUGGCCCCCUGGGUGACAGGGCUGGAGGACAUUUAGGGUAGAAGCAGUGCCUUGUUUGCUUGGAGGCGGAGGCAGGGUAAGUAAGAUGUGCAUGCUUUGGGAGAGGCGCACUCCCAGAGUGAGCGGCCCUCGGCUGCCACAGGACAGAGCCCAGCUCAGGGCAGGCCAGGAGGGCUGGAGCCAGGACCUUGUACCACUUCCCAUAGCACAGCGCCAGCAGCCUAGGCCUGGGGAGACACCGGCGCACCCUGAUUGUGAGCAGCGAGCGCCUUGAUCCCUGCGGGCCUGCAGCCCUGUUUCUGUGUCCGCGGUCCUGCACCAUCCCCGCCUGAGCUGGGCUCCACCACGGGAAGGCCGGCAGCUCCUCAGCGGGCCUCUUGCAGCAACACCAAAGAGCAGCCAUCUGUCCCCAAGCGCUCCGGACGCGCGCCGCCUCUGCUCCCGCACCCCAACCGCCUUGUCCUGGGCUCGCGCCGCCCUCCUCCAACGGAAAGCGCCUCGGAGCCCCUGAAAGCCUGGAAGGGACGCGAUCCGCAGCCCCAGCUCAGCUCCGUGAGGACUCGAGGGAGAGGCCGCAGCGCCUGGGCCGCGCACCCCGCCAGCGAGUGCCCCUGCUCCCAGCGCCCACGCCGGGGCGCCAUCCCUGAGCCAGAUUCGCAGGCCGUCGGGAGAGGCUCGCGGAGCUUCCCCUGUGGCCGUCCGCGCCAUCAGCGGUGGCUCCCACCCCAUGGGCAGCGAUCCCCAGGCCCGCCGCGGGCUCAGCACUCUUUCCCCCGCGGCUUUUCCGAGGCGGCCGUCGGAUGAAGCCAGCGCAGCCCCAGUCGGGGCCCGCGGGAGCCUGCCCCAUGGUGCUCCUGAAGGUGGCCUCCGCCAAUGGCCACGUGGCGCUCCGCGUGGCCCUGCAGCAGGCCCUGCUGUGCGUCUGGGUCUCGCUGGCCGGCCCCCUGUCGCGCCCUCACGGGGGAAGGUCCCUGAGCAGGCCCCGGGAAGUGGGCACUCGGGUGAAAUCCCGGGGAGGGAGCGACCCGCGCGGCCUGGAAGGGAGAGGGCGAGGAGCAGUGAAGCCCGAGGGCGGCCGCGUGGUGCCCAGCGGUCAGGACGCUCCGGACAGCGGCUCCCAGGCCAGGGAGAGUGCCCCAUCGGCGUUUAGGCGCCUGCAAGUCGGCGGGGUCGCUGCUUGCUUCAUGCCCAGGCCUGGGCCUCUGAAGAGGGACUCGUGUCCCAAGAGCCAGAAGGGGAACCCCCAGGCCCUCUGCAGGUUGCCAGGCAGCGAGCGCCCGCGGGGCAAAGACGGCCCAGCCUUAGCUGCUGUACAGGCACCACAUGCGAAGACCCCCGAGGAAGGCCCACAGGCCAGCGCUCCUGCCUCCUGCAGGGAAACCCAGCAGGAGAAAGCUGCAGGCCCGCUCUCAGGGCAGCGGGAAAACCCGUGGCCUUGCUCACCUCUGAGAGACCCAGCCAGGCCCCUGCAACGGAAGACGCCUCUGCUGCUGCCCUGCAGAAGACAGGAGCCGCUGGUGCUGCCCCUGCCUCCCGACCCAGGCUACAGAGUCACCGCCAAGGACCUGGACUUGGAGAAAUGCGCUGCGCUCCUGUGGAUCAACAAGGUGUUGCGGGUCUACUUCAGGACACAGACAGCAGCGACCCUAUGGGGGUAUGUUCAAUGACGAUCGUCAGGAAGUUGUAAACACGGCUUCACUGCGCACAGUCAGAAUGGCUAAAACAGAGAUGGUAUUAAAUGCCUUAAGGGACUCAGGGUGUCUGGAUCACUCCCACUGUGCUGGUCAAGUGCAAAAUGAUGCAGCUCCUCUGGAAAGAGUUUUACCAUUGUUUUCAAAAGUAAAAAUGGACUGACCACACCACCCAGGGUUGCACUCUUGGACAAUGGU
This is a messenger RNA of Oryctolagus cuniculus (rabbit), 11708 nucleotides long. NCBI's taxonomy places the organism in Eukaryota, Metazoa, Chordata, Mammalia, Lagomorpha, Leporidae. The record is from RefSeq and is a predicted model, not a curated record.